CAGCUAAGCGGAGCCCAGUUACACCUGCGAAGAGAAAAACUGGCUACCACCGCCCUGAGCUUAUGCCUCUCACGCCCACCUCACGCACCAACAACCCGGGGUCGUCCCUGGUGCUAAUCCAAGUUUGCCGGGAGACUGGGCGGUGGGCUGGCGCUGCAGUGUCGCACGGCGGUCAAGAACGUGCCCAAGUUUCCCCUCUGAAAGUCUUAGUUUGGAGGAGUCAGAGGAGAAGAGCAAGUCGCUAUUAUAUGCCCAAUUUGGAAGCCAUUUAUCUUGGAAGCACAAGGCGUUCUGCAACUCUAGAAAGCAAAUAACUGAGGUCAGUUAACCAGGUGUGGGAGGGUGACUCGUAACCUCACACACCUGCCUCAGAGCAACGCCUGGGAGUGUGGAGCCAAGUGCCAGACUCUUUACUGCCUUAUCAUGAGCAGCAGAAGUUACUUCUUGCUGCUAAAAGACUUGAGAGACUUGGAAGAGAACGAGUAUACGGGUAUUACUGCCUUUCCUGUAAGUGAAGACAAGUUGAAAUGGGAAGCUAGUAUUGAAGGUCUAAAGGAUACAAUUUGGCAUGGAAUAUACUUCCCGCUGACAAUAAAUUUUACAGCAGAAUAUAAUCUCGUCCCUCCAGUUGUGAAAUUUAAACGCAUUCCUUUUCAUCCAAAUGUAGACCAACAUACUGGUCGACCCUGUAUAGAUUUUUUGGACGACCCUCGUAAGUGGAAAACAAGCUAUACAUUGAGCAGCAUCUUACUCACCCUCCAGGUUAUGCUUUCUAAUCCAGUGCUAGAAAAUCCAGUGAAUCUGCAAGCAGCCCAAACACUGGUUGAAAAUGAAACUGUAUACAAACUAAUAGUUCAGAAACUUUUCCGUGAGAAAUUAUCAUUGGAUAAAGACAGCAGCUCUGAUUUAUCUAAAGACUCAAAUAAAUUAAUCAGAGCAAUUAGAGUCUCAUUUGAUGAUUAUCACAAGACCUGGUCUGAUCUAGCUACGUCCAAGGCUGCGGAAAGUUUCAGAACCCCACUGCUCGAGAAUCCAGGUUUCAUUGGACAGUAUCAUAAGUGGAAGAAAAUGGAGCAAAAACAUCAGAAAGAAUGGAAUUUAAAGUAUGCUGCUGCCAAGGCUCAGUAUACUAGAGAAACUAAAACUCCUCACAAAGCCCAGUAUCAAAGCAGCAGAAUUUAUCCCUCCCCAGUUUCAGAUUCACCAUCUGAAACAGAAGUUGUCUUAAAGAUACAUGAAGCAGAAGAGUGGGAAGAUGAUGGUGAGCACAUACAUGAGCCAGGGGAAGAGGAAGUGGAGGAACUGGUCAACUGGACCCAUACUCUUAAUUCAGAUACUUUAGAUGUGUAAGCCAAAGGCCCCAGGAUUUAAAAAAGAAACAGCCUCAACCACAGCUCAGCUUCAUGGAGCAACUUUGGAAGACUCUCAGAACUUGGAUUCCAUCCCCCACCCCCCAAGUUGGUCUCAUCCUCUCAC
Myotis brandtii (Brandt's bat) is the source of this 1476-nucleotide messenger RNA. It is a transcript of the gene UBE2U, whose product is annotated as ubiquitin-conjugating enzyme E2U (putative). Bases 424 to 1350 code for a protein of 308 amino acids. Lineage: Eukaryota; Metazoa; Chordata; Mammalia; Chiroptera; Vespertilionidae. The record is from RefSeq and is a predicted model, not a curated record. The transcript is spliced from 10 exons.